UCAUCUUAGAGACGAGGUUCCUACCCACAUUAUUGACGGUAUAGCGCUUGUCUGCGGUGCUUGGUUGUACCGCUAGGUCAAACCUUAACGCCAGGGUGCCAGGAACCAAUACUAGGUUAUCCGUUAGGCGGGGAACGCCCACAUACAGCGUUUCUCCAGGCUUUGCGCUAGAAGGUGUGAAUGUGACCCGGUGAAAGGUGCGUUCUGCUUUCAGCCCGCCAACCUGCUUAGGCAAUACGUUGGGAUUUAACUUUGAGCUUAUCAUAUAUAAUGGAAGUAGAAGGAACAGACCCCGACUUCGAUCCCACCACUGAGGAAGGUCAGGCUGACAUUAACGACGGUGAUGAAGAACCGCUGCUUCCCAUCGACGAUUCCCUAAGGGAUAGGAUUACAAAGGCCUUAAGACAUCCCAAAGCACGCGAGUACACGUUUCCGCGUGAGCACAUAGAGCUUCAAAACAUGGGCGAGCCGGCGGGGGAAACCGUAGAGUGGGCAAUGCGAGAACUAAAUGAGCUUUAUCCCCACCUUGACGACAACGAGAUAAGGCUCACGGAAGAAGGAAACAAAGUCCUCAUAAGCGUUAAAGACAUGAGGUCUCCCGACAAAGACCGCUGGACAAAACCACAGGCCCUCUUCGACGAAAAUGGUGCAGUUAAGAAUAACGUGGAAAGGUUAAGGGGCUUCCAAGCGGCCACCCGAAGCAUGUUAGAUAGGUUGGAAGCCCUAACCGAAAGGGUCACGACAGAAAAACGCGCCGAGGAACUGCAAAAGGCGCUGGAAGAAAAAGAGGCGGCGUACGAAAAGCAAAGCCAACUACUUGCUAAUGCUGAGAAGAAGUUUAGUCAACAAGACGUAAGAAUGGAAGAAAUGGCAAAGCACUUAGAUCAGGCUUUACGUGAUCGGGAUAAAGCAGAAAGGGAGUUGGAGGAGGCUAAGAAAUCACAUGCUCCAACAGCGGCGUUAGAAAAAGCGCUAAAGGAAAAGGAAACAAGCUAUAAAAAACAAUUACAGCAGCUAAGACGAAGUAAAGAUGAAAAUAUACGAAUAAUUACGCGAGAAACUGAAAAGGCUUUAGAUGAAAGGGAUAGAGCUCGACAGGCUUUUCGCCUUGCCCUGCAGGACCUAAACAUGAGUCAGGAGGAAGUUAGGAACUUACAAAGCACUAUAGAGGGCUCUUUAGAGGAACGGCGGCAGUUGGUUGCCGAAAUCAAUACCAAAGAAGAGCAAAUCCGACAA
Messenger RNA from Actinia tenebrosa (Australian red waratah sea anemone), 1236 nucleotides. RefSeq lists its product as uncharacterized. The record is from RefSeq and is a predicted model, not a curated record. Lineage: Eukaryota; Metazoa; Cnidaria; Anthozoa; Actiniaria; Actiniidae.